AACAAUGAACAUUGUUAUUAAUAACAAUCAAGCUGUGUAAAACAUUUUGUAGAAUGUGAGCGUUCUUUGGUUAAGGAAGGGAGUCUUAUUUGUUACAGAUUAAACAUAUUAUUGGGUAUUUUUAUUUAAUGACAUGUUCGAAGCGCAGAGCAUUACCGCAGAGCACAAAGAUCUUAUUCAUGAUGUUGCUUAUGAUUACUACGGUCAGCGAAUGGCCACGUGCUCCAGCGAUCAGUUUGUCAAAGUUGUCCAGCCGAGGGCACGGGGGCUCGGAGGUUGAGGCUCGGCUGCCGCAGGUGUGGGACCAGGACGAGCAGGACGGCUGGCUCAUGACGGCCAGCUGGAAGGCCCACAGCGGCUCCGUGUGGAAGGUGACGUGGGCUCACCCGGAGUUCGGCCAGGUGCUGGCCACCUGCUCCUUCGACCGCACCGCCGCCGUGUGGGAGGAGAUAGUGGGCGAAGGCUCGGCGCCCGGGGACCGCGGCACGAGGCACUGGGUGCGGCGCACCAACCUGGUGGACUCGCGCACCUCGGUGACGGACGUGAGCUUCGCCCCCAAGGCCCUGGGGCUGCUGCUGGCCGCGUGCUCGGCCGACGGCGUGGUGCGCAUCUACGAGGCCCCCGACGUCAUGAACCUCAGCCAGUGGACGCUGCAGCACGAGAUCUCCUGCAAGCUGCCCUGCAGCUGCCUCAGCUGGAACCCCUCCUUCAACCGAAACCACCCUCCAAUGCUGGCUGUUGGAAGUGAUGAUCCCAACGCAUCCUCGGGCAGUAAGGUGUUUAUCUACGAAUACAGUGAGAACAUGAGGCGUUGGAACAAGACAGAGAGUUUGUCGACAGUCACGGACCCAGUGCACGAUAUUGCCUUUGCCCCGAAUUUGGGUCGCAGUUUCCAUCUGCUAGCGAUUGCUGCCAAGGACAUCAGAAUAGUUACCCUUAGACCCCAGCAGGACAGCACGGAGGCCCAGAGCGGACUCCCGAAGCUGGACGUGGAGGUGGCCGCGCACUUCGACGACCACUACAACACCGUGUGGCGGGUGUGCUGGAACAUCACCGGCACCAUCCUCGCCUCCUCCGGGGACGACGGCUGCGUCCGGCUGUGGAAAGCCAACUACCAGAAGGCGUGGAAGUGCGUGUCGGUGCUGAAGGGAGACGGCACCCAGGCGCAGAGCGACCCCGCCACGCCCGCCGUGCCGCUGCCCGCGAGCGUCGCGACCGGCGCGUCCCAGGGCUCCGGCACCAGUGUUGUUGAGGAGGAAACGACUACCACAGCACGUAUGAUGCAUCCCUACCUUUUUAGACUUAGGAAGAGUUUCAACUCUAUCUGAAAUUAAAAAAUAUAUAUAUUACAUACUCAGAAUUCUGUGCACGAGAUGCUCUCGUUGUACAGAAUUUUUUAAGGCUGUGACCAGAAAACUAUUUCUUUAAGUGUCAGUAUUAUUUGUAUACAAUUUUUUUUAAAUUUUUUCUCAUCCCAUUGUUGUUGCGUGUAUCAUUUACACAAAAUGUGAUAUUUACAUAUAGUUAUGUCACCUGGAAAGUAAAAACAGCAGUUUUGCUGCACUUGAAAAAAUACUGAGGUAAUAUUGUUCAAAGACAAAUAGAAAAAACUAUAACAAUGGUACAUGUUAAGUGACACAAAAUACUUACAUAUUUACAUUAGCAUCAGCUAUGUUACACACAUGUGUUGUGUAUAGUGAAAUGUUUUUUUGGAAUUACCCUGAAUACAAUAAUAUUCAAGGACUCUUAUCGAAGUGAAGUUCCUGAAAAUGGCUGGUCUUUAUAACCAGUGAUGAAGCAUUUGUAAAUAUUUUUUCAGUCUAUUUAAUUCAAAUGGCUGUGUAAGUCUAAUUUAAAACAGACAUACAACACUGUUGGGUUUUUUUUCCCACAUAAUCAUACAUUACAUGUAGAUCUUGCGAAUUUAAAUGCUUAAAAGGCUAUAUUUAUUACAGUUAGUAUAAUUUGCGUGCUUAAGUUUUUAUUGGUUCAUAUUAUAACUAAUAUUCAGAGUUAUAUUAAGUAUUUUUUAAAGCAUAUUGCUUGUAUAUGUCUUAAGCGAUGCAUGUAUAACAUAUAUAACCCCAUUGUGAGCAUUAGGCACUGUAUCAGUAUUAUGUUUUAAAGUACAGUAUUACAGAAUAAAGCACAAAGGGAACAUGGAACCUAUGCAAUGGUGAUAACUAUGUUUGCAAGUGUUUUUUUUCCAAACAUAUUUCUGCCAUAUGUUUUGUAAUUUACUAUCAAUAGGUAGUAGGUGUGGCAAAGUAAAAGUAAUAAUAAUAAUAAUAUAUAUAUAUCAUAAAAAAACUUUUUUGGAUAAUAUUUUAAGAGCUAUGUAAUAUGUAGUACCAAAUAUGUAAUCUGAUGUAUAUUAAUAUAAAAAUGACAGUUUGAACUGAAAUACCAAGACAAUUUACUAUUACACAUAUCUUAAGUUAAUUAAAUUAUAUAGCUGAGAUACCUAGAUGUAGGAAGACAAGACCAGCAUUUACAACAGAUCAUUAUAUUUUCUAAGCUGAACAACAUAAUUACCUUCAUUCAUAUAACAUCAUUAGCAACAAGAAUUUGCACUUCAAAAUAUGUAAGUGAAUGUGUUAUAUGGUUCAAUUAUUAUGAUUAUUAUUAUAAUAAUAUUAAAUUUUAAGUGCUACAGCUUGAAAACUUGGUGACAGUACUUGUGAACAAUUUCAGCCUGAAGAUUAGUAAACCCAGAGUGUCCACAUUAUUCCCUGACUUUCCAUGAACAAAAUUACAAAUUUCCAUAAUUUAGUUAAAUAAUUUUCUAUGGUCAGUUAUUUGAAAGAAAUAAAGAAAACCUGACCUCCACUAUCUCCACAGCUGGCGUAGUUAAAACAUAACCUUGCAUAUGCCUUUUUAUAGUGUGUAUGACUAUGUAGUAGAAAAAAAAAUCCCUUACACAGUCUAAGUCUGUGCAAAUGCAGACUGAAGCAUAACAUUGUCCACUCAAAUUACUAUCACUGGAGAAUUCACAUGGCUUUUUUCAUGAUUUAAUGUAAAAUCACUGACUUUUACAGACCAAUUCCAACUUGUGGACACCCUGGAAUGGAGAAGAAUUUAAACAUUUGCAUUUCUAACAAUAUUUAUUUAAUACUAUAGCAUUUGUGUGAUUAUUGAGUUAUUUUUUAAUAAUAAUUUGCUAUCAGUUUAUCUUUAUUCAUGUGAAAAACACAUAGCUUGAUUAUUCAACUGUUGUAUUUUUUUAAUUCUAAUCCAAGAAAUUAAUUUUUGGUGAGGGAAAAGGGGGAAAGGGAAUAAUGUAUCUCCUUACUCUUCUCUUUCCUGUGCUAGUGAUGGGAAAUUUUGUGAAGUUAUGUGAAUUAGUAGUUCAUGGUAUUAAAACUGACCUUUUUUGUUUAUUUUGUUCUUCGUUUGGUUACGAAUUACAUAGUUUCUUUGAACUAUUAAAGUAUCAUUUGUUCAUCAGAUGGCUUCCUUUUCAUGGUUUGCCCUGUGCUGUCUAGUUCAAAUGCUGCUGUACUGAAUGCACAUUGUUUGUUUCCUUUGUUUUCUAAUUGAGCUCAAAAUGUUUUUUUGAUAAAAUAUUUAUGGUUAUAGUGUUUAAUUUGCUUUGUUUUUCGGCAUUAAUAUAUAGGAUGCCAUAAACAAUGAAGCAAACAAAAUUAAAAGGAAAUGAUUUGUUGAAAAUAAUUACUAACAUGACUAGUAUUUAAAUCCACUAUUUUUUGUUAAAUUUAAGAAGAAAGUUGUUAUUUUGAUAAGUGAAUAUAAUUGCAUUCGAUCUUAAAAUUAGAUUGAUAAGAUAUUAAAUUUUUACACAAAUAGAAAUAUAAAUAGGAGGUAUAAAUUUUGUCACAAUAUAUUAAAUCAUCAGCAAUAUUUAUAGACAGAAAUACUGUUAACGUGUGUGUUCUUUAUUAAUGGUUUAUAGCAAAUGACGAAAUGACUUCUCAUUGGUUUUAUACAGUUAAAAUUAGUUCUCAUUGAGCUAUACGUGAUAGGAUUACAGUAUCUUGUUGUUCUUCAGCUAUAGUUUCACAUUGCUUAAUUCUCUUAUAGCUGUAGGUUUACAUUGUCUCAUUCGUGUUCAGCUGGUGGGUCAUACAUACGUUGACAAGUACCAACACUUAAUCAUUACGUUUGCUAGCAUCAUUGUAUGUUUCGAGUUUGUUCAUUCACAUUCCUCUCUAUCUCGUGUUUGUUUGCUUCUAGUACUGUAUUAUGCUCUCACAUGCUUUGUAAACAAACGUCUUUGUGUCUGUCAAGUACUUUUAUGGUUAUUUGCACGAUAAUGGACUGUUUAACAAUCAGAAGAAAUGUUAAUACAAUUGGCAUAAACUAAUGGUUGACACUGAUUACUAAUUAAUAUUCACAUUUUUACAUUCCCAUUAAAAUACAGUGAUGUGACUAAAAUAAUUCUUUGAUGGUAUUAACUUCCGUUUAUACAAUAUUUGGAUAACUCUUUCACAGCAUCAGCAGCAGUUUAAUUUGAACCAUAUUCAAAGUAAAGAAAUGUAAACACAACCUGCAGGGCGAAACUAGUUUGCUAACUAUUUCACUAAACAAACUAGUUUUAAAAGAAUGAUUGGUUCGUGAGCAACUCAUCACUACUAACUGUUGAGGAGUUGUGGUGACCAUGUUUAUCACAUGACUGGGUUUACGCAGUUACUAAAGAGUAGUCCAACAAUCUUUUAGAAUGUAAGAAAAGUUUUAAAUCAUUAUAUAUUUUAGGUUAUUCACAAGAGAUACAUGUAAUUUUUUUUUGUAGUUUCACUGCCCUAAAGUUCUGAUGUCAUUAGUAUUUAUGCUAAGGUGUGUCUAAUCUCCUGCCAUUGCAUUAAGUUGUGGAAAACUGCCAGUUGUCUUGUCCAAUAAAUAUGCUCCACCCCUACUGAACAUUUUAACAUUUAUGGCAAGUGUCAUCAGCAUUAGCUGAAAUCCAUCCAAGCCCCAACUUUUGUUAGCUCAAUCAUGAUUGUAGGUGGAAGUCAAUUUAUGAUCAAUUUUUUUGAUAUUGUUUGGAGUUAAGUUUACUUCAGCAAGAUCUAUCCCUAAGAUUUUUGUAAGGACAGAACCACAAUCUCUGCUUGGAUUGGAUUGUUGAACACACUGUCACUAGAAAACAUAAAAUAGAGAAUUGGGCUUAAACUUAGAUAUACUUCAAUAUGCUUUUCUUUAUUGUAUUAUACUCAUAUGUCAUAACAAAACUAUACAGCAUCAAUGAGAUGUUUUGAUGAUGAAGUGGUCACAGUUUCAAAGACCUCUGCUAGGCAGUGCUGAUUGUUUUGAAUCUAUACGUUUAAAGUGUUUCGUCUAAGUUAAAAUGCAAGUUAGGUUUUUUUUUAAUUUUAGCCUUAGAGUAAAGUAUUAUGUAAAAUAUUAGUAGUUUUAAGAAACAUAGAGGGUAGAUACCUAAAAUGUCAAACACAUUUGAAAAGUGUUCUUUUAAGUAUAAGUGUUAAAAUUGUCAUGUAAAAAAAUAUUAAUUAUGUAUUGUGUUUAAUGUAUAUUACAAUUGUGUAUGUGUUGCACAAGUGAAAAUCUAACAUAAAGAAUUAAAAAAUAUUAUUUUUGAAAUCUACACAUCUAUAGGUUUAACAUUUUUUUGGGUAUUUAAUAAUGUUUCCAUACUUUCAAAAGCUUAAGCUACCCUUGUGUUUGAUGAUCCUGUGUUUGUGUUUUUGAUGGGAAUGUAGUAGGAACAACAAUGCUAUAUAUAAUUUUACCAUGAACUAUAUAAUAACUGUGUAAAGCCACACACUAUAGAUAUGUUGCAAAUUUUCAAUUAUAAUAUUAUAUGGGUGUUAAUAACCUGGUUUUUUCUUGCCAUUAUUUAUACUAAGUGUUUAGUUGUAGUUGUUUGCUAGUUUAUAAUCUGCUAGUAGACAGGUUCAUGAUUCCCUGUAUACUAACUGAAAAGUAUUUACCGAAGAUGCCUUUCUAAUUCUCUACAAUUUAUUAUAUUUGUUAAUUUCAUUGAACAUUAUUUAGUCCAGCAUUUUAUUCAUAAAAAAUGUUUUUAUUUUAUUUUAUUACAUAGAACGAAAACAUGUAGGUUUCAGAAAUGUCACAUUAGCAGUGCUGCCAAGUUUUACUGAUUUUAUGUCAUUAUUACUGAUUUAGUAUCCAGUUAUGAAAUUACAGUGUGUUAUUCAUUACAGAAGUAGAAAAACCUGACACUUUCAUCAGUAUUUAACUAUUUGUGGCUUUAAUUAUGUUUUAUAUAAAUGAUAAGUUUAUGUGCAAUAAUUUUAAAUAAUUUUAAUUUCAUAUUGUUAGGUUAUUAUUUAAGCUAUGACUAAAAGUCCUGUAGUAAAAUUACUACAAAUAAUGUAGAAAGAGUAUAAUAUAUAAUAUCUCCUGGAGAGAAAAUUAUAUGAUAAGUUUUACAAUACAUAUUUUCUUUUCUAAUUAUUGGCCGUGUGGACAUUGAUAUAAUAAAUUGUAUUAAAGUGAUAAUUUUUGUGUUACUAUAACAUUAUCCCCACACCCAUUUCCUCUACACAAUCCUCUUAAUAUUUAUUAGCCUUAGACAGUUAAUUAAACCAAUUUCGGAAACUUAUACAAAAUAAUUUAUAUUUCCUUAAGACAGACAGU
Messenger RNA from Bacillus rossius redtenbacheri, 6579 nucleotides. It is a transcript of the gene Nup44A, whose product is annotated as nucleoporin SEH1. Lineage: Eukaryota; Metazoa; Arthropoda; Insecta; Phasmatodea; Bacillidae. The coding region runs from base 129 to 1328 and encodes 399 amino acids. The transcript has 7 exons. Gene Ontology annotation, biological process: positive regulation of TORC1 signaling; cellular response to amino acid starvation. Gene Ontology annotation, molecular function: structural molecule activity; protein binding. Gene Ontology annotation, cellular component: Seh1-associated complex; nuclear pore outer ring. The record is from RefSeq and is a predicted model, not a curated record.